This is a messenger RNA of Arachis stenosperma, 3932 nucleotides long. RefSeq lists its product as uncharacterized. Gene Ontology annotation, molecular function: transcription coactivator activity. The record is from RefSeq and is a predicted model, not a curated record. NCBI's taxonomy places the organism in Eukaryota, Viridiplantae, Streptophyta, Magnoliopsida, Fabales, Fabaceae. Gene Ontology annotation, cellular component: transcription factor TFIID complex; nucleus. Bases 674 to 1021 code for a protein of 115 amino acids. Gene Ontology annotation, biological process: RNA polymerase II preinitiation complex assembly; transcription initiation at RNA polymerase II promoter. The transcript is spliced from 5 exons.
GUAUAUAUAAGUUCAGAGAGAUCGACUAGCCACAUACACAUAUGGACCAAUAAUGACACUUAAGAAGAAGAGGAGGACUAACUCAUCACAGUCACAGUCAAUGGCAUAUUCUCCAGAUUUCGACGAAGAAGAGGAGAUUCCGUUGAAGGAGGAAACUUCCUUUACCUCUUCUUUGUCUUCGCCGAUGAAAGGAGGACUAACUCAUCACAGUCACAGUCAUGCAUGGUAAUCAUCACAAUCACAGUAAUCGCAACAGUCAUGCUUUCAGUUUCGAGACUAUCACGGCGGCCGUGCUCUCUCCAGAUUUACCCAAAUCUUCUGUAUUCGGGCUUUUGGGUCAUCAAAGGCGGAUGAGCCAGAUCCAUAGUCGGAAGUCUUUCAUGCUGAGCACGCCAGAAGAAAAAGAGGACUUUUGUUGGAGCUUUAAUCUUCCAGGGAUUGAGCUUUAAGAGUUCCCUUGAGCAUCCAUGUUCUCCUCAUCCUCUUCCUCAUCCUCUUCUUUGCACUUCAUCCAUCCAUCUGUUUUAUCCAUUCCAACGCUUCAGAAUUUGAAUAUUUGUCGUUGCAAAAAAUUAAAGAUCGUCAAAGGCAAUAUGAAGUCUCUCGAAAAUUUUUAUGCUAUUUUUUAUUUACAUUUAGAGGAAUUUUCAAUUGGAAUGGAUAAAACAGAUGGAUGAAGUGCAAAGAAGAGGAUGAGGAGCUCGAAAAGCUCCCUUCGAGUGGCAAUCCUGAUAAGAUGGCCAAGAUGAAGGCUAUAUUGUCACAAUUCAUUGAGGAACAGAUGAAAAGAUAUGAGUCACUCCACAGGGUUGGAUUUCAGAAAUCUAACAUGAAAAGAAUCCUUAGUCGGAAGUCUUUUAUGCUGAGCACGCCAGAGGAAAAGGAGGACUUUUGGUGGAGUUUUAAUCUUGCAGAGAUCUUGCCAAAUUUCUUGUCUUUGCUGGAGGUUCAAGAAAAAAGAUAUUCUGUACCCAGAAGAGACUUCGUAUCUGCCAAAUUUGUGGAACAACCAGAUCCAUAGUCGGAAGUCUUUCAUGCUGAGCACGCCCGCCAGAGGAAAACGAGGACUUUUGGUGGAGCUUUAAUCUUCCAGGGAUUGAGCUUUUUAAGAGUUCCUUUGCGCCAAAACUUCCCCCAUUUUACUAUUCUACCCUUCUCUCUUGCUGCACUUUUCACUUCUUCCGCAAUUGACUUGAUCGUUUCUGGUUUUAUCACCCAUAGAAACCUCUGUUCGCUGUUUGCUAAGCAGUACGCCACUUCGAUUAGUUCCUUCUCUUCCUAGCUCGCUAUGCUUCCUAAACUCACGUCCAGAACUGAACGCGACUCAUUCAACCAUGUUAUGCAACUAUAGUCUUCUUGCACGAGAGUUGACUCUUUCUGAACGCGACUCAUUCAACCACGUUAUGCAACUAUAACACACACUACCAAACUUUUCAAUAGUGGAGAAUCGAUCGGCUGACAACAAGAAGACAUUUCUGAAUAUUGUGAGAUGAGCAUCUUUUAUGAUAUCAUUCAGUGUCUCUUUCUCCAAGCUCAUGCAAUUGGUAAAUGUGAGCUUUCUCCUCUUUAAACUAAACACCCCCUUCAAAUUGAAUAUUUAUUUCAGUGAUGUGCAAUUAGAAGCAUCUAACUCUUCAAUAGAUGGUGGAAGCUCUGGUAUAAAUUGAAGACCACUACAACCACUUAUGUCAAGAAUCCUUAACUUUGAUAAGAUUUUGAGGUUGUGUGGGUGCUCAAUUAGCUCUCUGCAGUAAUGACGAAUGGAUUUUUGACGGUUUAGAAUUCACAAAUGAAUUCUCGUUGCAAGUAUAGUUUCUAAACCAAUCACUAAUCCUUUCAUACAAAAAUUUGUUGUCACUAAAACAAACCCCUAAAUUUAUAAACCGAAGUAUUGGACCUCGGGUCGUUCUCCCUAGGAAUUGUAAUGAAGUGUCUUGUUAUUGGUUGUGAAUUAUAUUUGGGGUUUUUAAGCUUUUGGACAAGAAAUAUAAAUGGCAAAGAAAAUAACCUAACAACUAACAAAGCUCUUGGCAAGAUAUGAGAACUAGAAGUCCUAUCCUAGUUAUCCUUCUCAAUUGUGAUGAGAAUUGUGUGUUGCUCCCACUUAGUUAACCUCUAACCAUGGAGGAAAGUCAAGUGGAUGAAUCAAUUUGAUUCCUCAAGUCCUAAUCAACUCCUAAAGGAAAGACUAGCUUUAGAGGCAUUCAAAUCAAUUAGCAACUUCUAAUUAUCAACCAACAAAAGAAUUAGAUAACUCAAGAGUCACUAAUUACUCUACCUAGGCCAAGAGGAACAAAAUCUAACUAAUAGCUAUAAGAGACAUUUCAUCAAACACAUAAAAGGCAAUAAAAGUAAACAACAUAAAUUGCAAGAAUUAAAGAGAGAUCUAACUACAAAGGCAAGAGAUCAACAAUAGAAAAGCAAAGAAGAACAAUUAUUAUGAAUUACCUCUUAUUGAAUUGAAAGAAUGUAGAGGGAACAAUACUAGAUCUACAACAAAAUGUAAGAACAACAUAAAGGAAAUUACAACAAAAGAGUAGAAGAAGAUGAAUCUAACAACAAAGAAUAGAAAGGUAGAAGUAGAAGAAAGCAAAGAUUAAAACCUAGAUCUAAGAACUAAUCCUAAUCCUAAUCCUAAUUCUAGAGAGAAGUGAGAGCUUCUCUCUCUAGAAACUAACUUCUAGAACUAAACUAAAACUAAUUGGUAACUAACAUAUGGUAAAAGUAUGAAAAGUAUGUUGAUUCCCCUUCAAUCCUUGGCUUAAAUAGCAUUAGAAAUGAGUUGGAUUGGGCCCACAAGGCUUCUAAAAUCGCUGGCCACGUUUUGCUUUAAGUGGACUAGGUGGCAGCAACGGCGCGUGCGCGUGCUAUGCACGUGCGCGCCAUCAUACGUGUAGUAACUAUGGCAAAUCUUAUAUCGUUUCGAAGCCCCGGAUGUUAGCUUUCUAACCCAACUGGAACCGCAUCAUUUGGACCUCUGUAGCUCAAGUUAUGAUCGUUUAAGUGCGAAGAGGUCGGCUUGACAGCUUUUCGGUUCUUUCAUUUCUUCAUGAGUUCUCCAACUUUUCAUGCUUUUUUCUUCAUUCCCUUGAUCCAAUCUUUGCCUCCUAAACCUUAAAUCACUUAACAAACAUAUCAAGGCAUCUAAUGGAAUCAAGGAGAAUUAGAUUUAGCUAUUUUAAGACCUAAAAAGCAUGUUUUCACUCUUAAGCACAAUUAAAGGAGAAUAUACAAAACCAUGCUAUUUCAAUGGAUAAAUGUGGGUAAAAGGUUAUAAAAUCCCCUAAAAUCAAUACAAGAUAAACCGUCAAAACGGGGUUUGUCAACCUCCCCACACUUAAACCAAGCAUGUCCUCAUGCUUAAGCCAAGAGAGAAAUAAGGGAUAUGACACUUAUUCAAAGCAAAGAAACUAUAUGCAUGCCACUAAAUGCAAAAUGAUUCUACCUACUUGGUUAAAAAUAGAUCAAUCCUCCAAGUCAUACAUGCACAAGUAGGGUCAAGAUCAUAUAACGAUUCAUGAAUCCUACCAAUUCAAAUAUAAAAAUUGAAGUUCAAAUAGACUUGCAAGAAGAACGCUUGUGAAAGCCGGGAAUCAAGGAAUUGAGCAUCGAACACUCACCGAAAGUGUUUGCACUCUAGUCACUCGGUGUUUGGGGUUGAUUCACUAAAUUCUCCCCUAAUCAUGCUUCCCAAGAUUUGUUUUUCAUCUAACAAUCAACAAUUAUUCAAUGCAUGCAUACAUGUAUCAUGAGGUCUUUUCUUUAGGUUGUAAUGGGGCUAGGGUCAAGGUAGGAUCAUAUAUGGCUAGUGGACUUAGGAUUUGAAUCUUUGAUUAACUUAAACUUUCCCACCUAACCUAUAUAAUGACCUAUACAAUUAAGUACUAAUCUAACUUCCCAUUCCUCACUUUUUCACAUACUCAUGCAUUUUC